CCGACGGGGAGAUUUACAUGGAGCGGUAAAAGCAUGAAGUGUGGACCUGUAAUUAUGUUCGCACCUCCAGCUUUGGAAUUGGUGUUGUUUUUAUGCACAAUUGGAUUGUCCAGUGCUGCACCUCACCUGAACACCCGGGAUGCGUCGUCCGACUUCAGGCACCCCCGCGCAGCCUUAGAGACUACAGGAGAACCACUCAGCGCCUCCACUACAAGCCAUUUAUCCGAGGACAAGUCCGCCGAUGCCACAAUUGCCGGGCUCACGCCGGCUCCCACAACGACUGUGGCAGGACGGACAGCCACCGCCACAAUAGCGCCUACGAGUGUACCCAGCAAAACCACUGUUAGGAAAAAUGAGGACGCUGUGACGGGUUUAGUCCAUGCGACUUCUGCUUCGGCGUCAACAAUUUCUCUGGAUAAAACAACAGUUAGCCAAAGGGCGACUAAUUCGCUGUCCACGAAAGACACCGCUUCACCACAAGUCCCCACUACAAAGAUCAGCCAAGACCUGCUGUGUAACUGCAGCAGCGAAGGCGUGUCAGACCCGGAGGAUUGUGAUGAGGGAACGGGUCAGUGCUCCUGCCUGUUGGGCUACACGGGGCUGCAGUGUGAGGACUGUGAGGAGGGGCACUUCACCAACGGCUCCACGGGCUGUCUGCCCUGCGGCUGCGACUCUUACGGGGCCGUCGAGGACCGCUGCAACAGCUCUGGCGCUUGCGUAUGCAAGACUGGCGUGUUCGGGCCUAAGUGUGAUGACUGCCACCCUGGAUUCUUCAGAUUCAGCAGUACCGGGUGCCGGCCCUGCCAAUGCAGCAACCACUCCAGCUACUGUCACCCUCAGUCCGGCACCUGUCUGGACUGCCAAGACAACACGAAAGGCCCCAGCUGUGAGGAGUGUGCUGAGGGUUUCUACAGGAGGCCCGGGGCUGCCCUGACAGAUGCCUGCGUCGCCUGCCCCUGCUUCCACAACACCUCCACGGGCAGCUGCCGCCCCGACUCCGGCGGCGGGGCGGUGUGUGAGCAGUGCCGUGUGGAGUACCGGGGCGCGCUCUGUGACCGCUGCAGCGACGGGUUCUUCCGCUCCGACGGCGCCUGCCUGCCCUGCGACUGCAACGGCAACGCGGACGCCAUGGCGACGCCCAGCCUGUGUCACCCGGAGACGGGCGGCUGCCUGAGCUGCACCAAUCACACGGCCGGGCCUCGCUGCGAGCUCUGUGCGCACGGAUUCAGCGGGGACGCCCUCGCCCACUCCUGCACUCCCACCGCCAUAGGAGUCCCCACACCGACACACGUCACCACGACAACCACCCCGGCAACCAGGACCACAACCGGCGUCACGGCGACCGCCGCCAACUCCACGGGAGGGCGGGUGGGCGUGGCCACCACACAGGCCCUGCUGACCAGCCUGGGCGUGCCCACGGACAACGCCACGACGACGGUCUCCGAGGUGUCCUGGGCGCAGUUCAACGUGGUGGUCCUGGCGGUGAUCAUCGUCACCGUGGUGCUCCUGAUGGGCGCGGCGGGCGGGGCCUACAGCUACCGCGAGUACCGCAACCGCAAGCUGAACGCGCCCUUCUGGACCAUCGAGCUGAAGGAGGACAACAUCAGCUUCAGCAGCUACCACGACAGCAUCCCCAACGCCGACGUGUCCGGCCUGCUGGAGGAGCCUGGGGACGCCCCGCCCAACGGCCACGCCGCCCUCAGCAGCCCCAGGAACGUGUAUAAGACUUAGGCCACGCCCUGCCCAACGGCCACGCCGCCCUCAGCAGCCCCAGGAACGUGUAUAAGACUUAGGCCACGCCCCGCCCAACGGCCACGCCGCCCUCAGCAGCCCCAGGAACGUGUAUAAGACUUAGGCCACGCCCCGCCCAACGGCCAUGCCUCCCUCAGCAGCCCCAGGAACGUGUAUAAGACUUAGGCCACGCCCCGCCCAAUGGCCAGGCCUCCCUCAGCAGCCCCAGGAACAUGUAUAAGACUUAGGCCAUGCCUCCCUCAGCAGCCCCAGGAACGUGUAAUAAGACUUAGGCCACGCCUCCCUCAGCAGCCCUAGGAACGUGUAUUAGACUUAGGCCACGCCUCCCUCAGCAGCCCCAGGAACGUGUAAUAAGACUUAGGCCACGCCUCCCUCAGCAGCCCUAGGAACGUGUAUAAGACUUAGGCCACGCCUCCCUCAGCAGCCCCAGGAACGUGUAUAAGACUUAGGCCACGCCCCGCCCAACGGCCACACCGCUCUCAGCAGCCCUAGGAACGUGUAAUAAGACUUAGGCCACACCCCCUUUCAGAAGCCACACCCUUCAAAGAAGUGCCACAAACAUGUAUAAGAACCUUAGGACACGCCUCCCACUGCAGCCCCAAAAACAUGACACACCCCAUCCCAGAUUGCAUACCCAGGCUCCUCCUCCCAAACACGUCCACCCAGGAGCUAAGCCUGGGGUGGUCUCUGGGUGGAGGUGUGGUCUCUGGGCGGAGGUGUGAUAUCUGGGCGGAGGCGUGGUCUCUGGGCAGAGGUGUGGUCUCUGGGUGGAGGCGUGGUCUCUGGGCGGAGGCGUGGUAUCUGGGCGGAGGCGUGGUCUCUGGGUGGAGGCGUGGUCUCUGGGCGGAGGCGUGGUAUCUGGGCGGAGGUGUGAUAUCUGGGCGGAGGCGUGGUCUCUGGGCGGAGGCGUGGUAUCUGGGCGGAGGUGUGAUAUCUGGGCGGAGGCGUGGUCUCUGGGCGGUGGCGUGGUAUCUGGGCGGAGGUGUGAUAUCUGGGUGGAGGCGUGGUCUCUGGGACAAUGGCCUGUCGUGUGUGAAGACUGAAAUCACUGGAAGCAACACAACCAACAAUCACAAAAAACAGCAAAGACAAAACAAAGAAAAGACAAAGGAAAAGCCUAUGCAGAAAUGCAAUAUUCCCAGGACUGGCCAGAGGAGCGCAGUAGUGUGUGGUAGUCUGGGGACGGACGCAGCACGUGGAUUUCUAUUCUUCAUUCUCCCUUCCUUGUGGAUGGAUUGGUGCCAGAGGUGACUGAUUGCUGCCGAAGGCUAGACGCCCUGAUGUUGUCUGAGUGUGUGGGAGGGUGGCGUAUCGGGGCACGUAGGCCAUGCAAUGAUGCUGUGGAUUGCAGAAUACAUCCGAGGACUCGAGUGCCGUCCACUUCACAAGCGUGUGCAUGCGUACACGCAAUCCAUUUCUUUGUGAGAAAAGGUCACAAAGCUUCCCGUCUUAUGAGAAAUGGGCUAAGUAUAGACCUUAGGGAAGUUACUAAGCAUGGAACAUGGAGCAGACCAGAAUUGCAUCAUGAGUGAUGAGUGGUCUUGUGACCAGCAGAGGUGACAACUAAGCCAUAGUGCCAUAGUCUUUCACACUGACUCUGUACAUGCACACCAUAUAUUGGUUAUUGCCAUUAUUCUGAAUAUGACAAUAUUGCCAAUAAGCCGUUUACGUGACCCGUCUUAUUGUGAAUUAUGUGGGAGCAAGACUGCGCUGGUGAACGCAGUCAUCAUUCUGCUACAGCGCAGGACAUGUGGCCAGUGCACAAGGCGUCCCUUCACCGGAAACAAACUCAUGUGAAUGAUUUCCUCAACUUCCUGGAUGAAAAAAAGAGCUUUGUUUUUUUUCCGUUUUGUUCAUUUAUUUUAUUCGUUUAUGAUUUCUUCAUAAUCUAUUGCUGUAGUCAGACAGUCAGAUUCCAGGACAGUCAGACUCCAGACAGUCAGGGCAGUUGGGGGCGUGUGCUGUAGUUGCAGUAUUCACUUUUCUUGAGAAAGAGGUCAUCGUGUGCUUAGGGGCCGGGGGGGGGGGGGGGGGGGCUGUGAUUCAAUAUGUAUCCAUCAUUUUGACAAACAGCUGAAAGAAAGAAUCAGUUUGGUUUUUAGUUCAGCAAUGAAACUAAUUUGCCAAAACUGGAAAAAGUAUAAGGCUUGCCUUCAUUUGUUAAAGUCAAGGAUAAAGGUGGAAUGAAUACAGGUCUGUGUGUGUGCGCGCUUGUGUGUGUAUGUAUAUUUUUGUUAAUUUAUCUGCAAGAUGUUUGAACCCCCGAGUGAAGAUAGAUUGAAAAAGAGCAGAUGUGUGUGUUUAUGUAUAUAUAUGUGUAUGUGUGUGUGUGUGUGUGUGUGUGUGUGUGCGUGUGUAUCCUACUGUAUAUGUAUAUUUGUGUGUGUGUGUGUGUGUGUUGGUAUGUUUGUAUGUGUCCUACUGUAUGUACAGUCACUGAGCACUUUAUUAGGAACAUUUUUACUUUAUUGCACCUUCUUAUUCAUGAAAUUAUCUAAUCAGCCAAUUGUGUGGAAGCAGUGCAAUGCAUACAAUCAUGUAGAUACAGGUCAGGAGCUUCAGUUAAUGUUCAUCUCAACCAUCAGAAUGGGGAAAAAUGUUUAACUCAGUGACCUUGUCUGUGGAAUGAUUGCUGGUGGCAGACAGGGUGGUUUGAAUAUCUCAGAAACUAGUCUCUAGAAUUUGCAAAGAAUGGUGCGAACAAAAAACCACCCAAAAAAUCCAGUGAGCAGCAGUUCUGCAGACAGAAAUACCUUCUUAAUGAGAGAUGUCAGAGGAGAAGGUCCAGACUGGUCAAAACUUACAGGAAGGUGACAGUAACGCAAGUAACCACAGAUUACAACAGUGGUAUGCAGAAGAGUAUCUAUGAACACUCAUCACAUCAUAACAUUAAGUGGACAGGCUGCAGCAGUAGAAUAAAAAAAAAAUAGUCGAAGAAAUACUUAAUAAAGUGCUCAGGGAGUGUAUAUUUGUGUGUGUGUGUGUGUGUGUGUGUGUGUGUGUGUGUGUGUGUGUGUGAGUUGCUGGUAUGACUACUAUAUCAGCCCUUCCUGUCUCCGGCAGACCGGAGUGGUCUAGCUGGGGAGUAGGGAGUGAUCAGCAGAGAGAGUACAGUCUUUAUCCAGCAGAGAGCUUGCAGUCUUUAUCCAGCAGAGAGAGCAGAAAGAGUGUACAGUCUUUAUCCAGUAGGGAGUGUACAGUCUUUAUCCAGUAGAGAGUGUACAAUCUUUAUCCAGUAGAGAGCGUACAGUCUUUAUCCAGUAGAGAGCGUACAGUCUUUAUCCAGUAGAGUGUACAGUCUUUAUCCAGUAGAGAGCGUACAGUCUUUAUCCUGCAGAGAGAGUAGUCUUUGUCCUGCAGAGAGCUUACAGUCUUUAUCCUGCAGAGAGCGUACAAUCUUUAUCCUACAGAGAGCUUACAGUCUUUAUCCUGCAGAGAGAGUACCAUCUUUAUCCUGCAGAGAGCUUACAGUCUUUAUCCUGCAGAGAGCUUACAGUCUUUAUCCUGCAGAGAGCUUACAGUCUUUAUCCUGCAGAGAGCUUACAGUCUUUAUCCUGCAGAGAGAGUACCAUCUUUAUCCUGCAGAGAGCUUACAGUCUUUAUCCUGCAGAGAGCUUACAGUCUUUAUCCUGCAGAGAGCUUACAGUCUUUAUCCUGCAGAGAGAGUACCAUCUUUAUCCUGCAGAGAGCUUACAGUCUUUAUCCUGCAGAGAGAGUACCAUCUUUAUCCUGCAGAGAGCUUACGGUCUUUAUCCUGCAGAGAGAGUACCAUCUUUAUCCUGCAGAGAGCUUACGGUCUUUAUCCUGCAGAGAGCUUACAGUCUUUAUCCUGCAGAGAGCCUACAGUCUUUAUCCUGCAGAGAGAGUACCAUCUUUAUCCUGCAGAGAGAGUACCAUCUUUAUCCUGCAGAGAGAGUACCAUCUUUAUCCUGCAGAGAGAGUACCAUCUUUAUCCUGCAGAGAGAGUACCAUCUUUAUCCUGCAGAGGGAGCAGAAAGAGCGUAGUCUUUACGCUCUGCACGCACCACCCUCACACCCUCACCUAGCCCAUUCUCAGGCUCCACCCCUUCACCGUGAAUACCUGUUUAUACCUUUAAAUAUGAACCGGACCUUGUACAGAUUAAUGUAAAUAAUAGAACACUAUUGUACAGGUAGAGCUCGUGCACGUCCUGGCCCCAGCCCUGCAGAUGUAGGGAGAGGGGGUGUGGGUGAGGGGGGAGGGACAUAUGAACAUGGUGUGGAGGGUCCCUGCUCCUGACACCCCCCUCUCCCCUCCCCAGGUACCUCUUCUCUUUUCAACAAAUAACAUGGUGUACAUAAUUAUGAUCAAUAUUGCACAUAUUUAAUAAAAACCUGAUUCAUUUUUA
Molecule: messenger RNA, 6119 nt
Organism: Conger conger (European conger)
Lineage: Eukaryota; Metazoa; Chordata; Actinopteri; Anguilliformes; Congridae
Product: multiple epidermal growth factor-like domains protein 9
Exons: 6
Coding region: 34-1731 (565 amino acids)
Biological process (GO): axon guidance
Cellular component (GO): basement membrane
Molecular function (GO): extracellular matrix structural constituent
Source: RefSeq, a predicted model, not a curated record